AAUUAAAGGUUUUUAUAAGAAAUAUAGAACAGUUUUUCAAUAAGGUAGCGUCAAAUUAAAUAAGGUAGAGAAGACAAGGUAACGCGAAGGAAGAGAACCGAAAUCUGGAAUUUUUACAUUCAUUAGUGUAGUAUAUUUGUAAUAUUUAUAAAAGGCAAUGGAUUUGGAUCCACAAGAUCUACCAUCCACACAACAAACUCAACAGCAACCAAAUAUUUUUAAUGGAUUCGGUUCAACGGAUUCUUCAAUGUUUCAACAAAAUUAUCAACAUCAACAACCACAACAACAACAACAAAUAUUCCCAGUUUCUGGGUCUUUCGGUACUAUAAAUCAGGCAAUACCAAUGCCCGCUCCACCUGGUAUGCAAGCAGAUACUGUUAUAUCACAACAAACAAUGGAAAUUCAAUCAAAUAAUCAAUUAUCAACGCAACCUUCCAAUGAAAUUCGACCUCCAGUAGAUGUAGAAAUCGAUUCAUUAUUAUUACAACAAUUUAGUUGUUUAGGUACAACAGAUCACGAAGAUUUAAUAAAUCAAUUACAAAGUUUAAUGAAUAAUCAAUGUAAUAAAGAUACUGCAAGAUUUUUCUUGGAAAUGAGUAAUUGGAAUUUGCAAACUGCCGUGUGUUGUUAUUUAGAUUAUUAUCAAAUGUCUGUAUUACCAUCUAUGAAAAUUUUAGAAACAUCCCGUCCAUCUGAAUUAACACAAGUAUGGAAAUUACAAAAUAAUGGUAAUGAACAAUGGCCAACGGGAUGUUAUUUAAUGUCACAAAGUCAAACAAAACGCAUCGAAGUUCCAGCAAUAAGAUCUGGUGAAACAUGUAAUAUACAUGCUGAUAUACCAUUGUCUAGCCCUCCGAUUAAAUGGCGAUUAUGUACACCAAAUGGCUGUUGUUUUGGAGAAACGAUAUGGAUGGUACCAUCAGAUUCAGAAGAUGAAACAUCAGAUUUAGCGAAUAGAAUGUCACAAUUACGCACAACGCAACAAGAUACGACAACUGCAACAUCGACAGAAAAUUUUCCUCAAGUAAAUGUUGUGAUAUCGGUUAAAAUGGAUUAAAAAUAAGAAAUCCUUGAUUUUUUUUUUUUAAUUUUAUUUUUAUUCUUAUAAGAAAUUGUUGUUUUUCUAUUAUUAAUGUAAAUUAAUGUAAUAAUACAUUUAUAAAACUUUAUAUAUACACACAUUUAUAUAUAUAAGAAAAUUAAUUAUUUUCUAUUUAAAAUAGUUAAAAAAAUAAUGAAAAUGUAAAGGAAAAAAUAUUUUAAGAAUUUUUUAAUUCUUACUUUCGAAUUUGAAAAAACGGAACAAAAAAUAAUAUAUAAAAAAAAAACACUAUUUUUAAAUUUAAAUUAAUUUUUUUUCUCAAUUAACUAAGAAUUUAU
This is a messenger RNA of Condylostylus longicornis, 1380 nucleotides long. RefSeq names its product protein ILRUN. The coding region runs from base 158 to 1057 and encodes 299 amino acids. The transcript is spliced from 4 exons. Gene Ontology annotation, cellular component: phagophore assembly site. Gene Ontology annotation, molecular function: ubiquitin binding. The record is from RefSeq and is a predicted model, not a curated record. Lineage: Eukaryota; Metazoa; Arthropoda; Insecta; Diptera; Dolichopodidae. Gene Ontology annotation, biological process: macroautophagy.